This is a messenger RNA of Camellia sinensis, 2324 nucleotides long. The record is from RefSeq and is a predicted model, not a curated record. Lineage: Eukaryota; Viridiplantae; Streptophyta; Magnoliopsida; Ericales; Theaceae.
AUGACUCAGGCUGUUGUUGGUGUUAAUGUUGCUCCUCUUGAUGCUUCAAAUGUUUGUGACAAUGUUGCCUUUGUUGUUGCUGUUGGUGUUGUCCUUGUUCCUGCUGUUAUUGUUGCCCUUGAUGUUGAAGUUGCUUUUGUUAUUGAAGUUUCCCUUUAUGUUUGUGAACUUGCCCUUGAUGCAGAUGGAUUUGGUGCCCUUGGAAUUACUGAAGCUGCCCUUGGAAAAUAUUUGGAGAGAGCCAGAGAAAGAGACAGAAUUAUGACAACCGUCGAAGAUCGUUUAAUGCCAAGAAGAAGGCAAAUGUGGGCAAUUCAAGCAACUCAAAUCAGGGAAGUGGUACUAGGCCGACAUGUUCAAGUUGUGGGAAGCCACAUUUUGGAGUUUGUCGUUAGGCAUCUGGAGCUUGUUUUGAAUGUGGUGAGAUGGGUCAUCGUGUCAGAGACUGUCCUAUGGAAAAGACUAAUGAUGGGUGAAGAAGAAGCCCCCUGUGAGCAAGGGCUCAAAGAUGGGGCCAACGGGUGGAAGUUAGCAUAUAAGCCGCAUGAACUUGGUUAUCGGUUCUUAGGAAAAUGCUACAACUAUGGUAGCGAAGGGCAUCAGGCUAGUGAUUGCCGCAAGCAGAAAAAGCCAUACAAGACCAAACCUCAUGCUCAUAUGGCAGAUAUACAAGAGCAUUCCCAUAAUGAGGAUGACAUGUGCUUGUCUGCUGUUGUCUCUGAGGUAACCAACCCUCUUCUUUCCUCUCGCGCUUGCUCACGCAUACCCUCUCUAUCACCCAGUCGUCGUUCUGUCUCUCUUGCAGCAGCAACACCGUCUCUCUCACGCAUACCCUCCCUCUCACCCACCGUCGCUUUGUCUUGGGCUCAACAGCUGAACAAAGACAUAUUUGAGACCAUAUAUUAUCAUGCUCUAAAAGCUUCUUCAGAGUUGGCUGCAAAAGAAGGCCCAUAUGAGACAUAUAGCGGAAGUCCUGUGAGCAAGGGAAUUCUUCAACCUGUGACGUGGGGGGUAACACCUUCAAGUCAAUGGGAUUGGGGUGCACUUCCGGAUAUGAUAGCAAAUAAUAGAGUAAGAAAUUCACUUCUUGUAGCACCUAUGCCCACUGCUUCAACCAGCCAGAUUCUUGGAAAUAACAAGUGUUUUGAACCGUACACCUCAAACAUCUAUAGUCAUAGAGUUCUAAGUGGUGAGUUUGUUGUGGUGAAUAAGCAUCUUCUUCAUGACCUAACUGAGAUGGGUCUUUGGUCACCUGCACUUAAGAACCAGAUAAUUUAUGAGGAUGGUUCUGUUCAGAAAAUCCCAGAAAUUCCUGAUGAACUAAAAGUUAUUUACAAGACUGUUUGGGAGAUUAAGCAAAAGACAUUGGUUGAUAUGGUUGUUGAUCGUGGAUACUACAUAGACCAAAGUCAGAGCUUAAAUAUACAUAUGGACCAACCCAAUUUUGGAAAACUUACUUCAUUGCACUUUCAUGCGUGGUCCAAGGGUUUGAAAACUGGAAUGUAUUAUCUAAGAUCACGUGCUGUAGCGGAUGCCAUCAAGUUCACAGUUGACACUUUUAUCCUUAAUGAAAAAUCCAAAAUUGAAGAUGAUGAAAGUUCCAAAAUGCCACAAAUGGUUAAUGAACAAUGGGUGCAGGUGGCUGAAUGUCUGUUCCUCCUGAGGGAAAGAAGUCAGACCGUGAUGUCAUCCGGUGAGUUCCUUACUCGAAACCUCCAUUCACAGUUGGCGAGAUCAAGAAGGCCAUACCACCCCAUUGUUUUCGUCGAUCUGUUCUCCACUCAUUCUCCUACGUUGUUUAUGACUUGAUCAUAGCCUUCCUGUUCUACUAUCUCGCCAUCAAUUACAUCCACCUCCUUCCUCAACCCCUCUCGUACCUUGCCUGGCUGGUUUACUGGAUCUGUCAAUAGAUUAUAAAUAGUCUUCAAGCAAUUGAUAGGAAACCUGACAUUACUGAUGGGUUGAAGAGACUUAAAUGUCGGACACUCAUAUUUGUUGGCGAGGACUCUCCUUUCCAUUCAGAGGCUGUUCACAUGACAUCAAAACUGGAUAGAAGAUAUAGUGCCUUAGUUGAGGUGCAACCCUUUUGAAUGCAAACCUUUUGAGUACGUGAUAUCUUCGCAUAUCAAUAUGGGAGCUUAGUAUUGAUAUCAAAACAAGCUACAUUAUAUCUGUUUUUAUUUUUUUAUUUCUAUUGUCGAUAUUAAAAAUUUGAGUUCUUGAAUUUCAAAAAUUAUUAGUAUUGUUAAAGGUUAUUUUAUAUAUUUUUGUAAAUAAUAUUUGAUUGACAAUUGUUACAAGGUACAUAUAUUAUUCUUGGUAUA